AGGUAAUUAGGCAUGGUUCUCAUCUGGUAUCAUAACAACAUCCUGCAACUUCAAGAUUUCCACACUAAAAUGCUAGGAUGCCAGCAGUUUUAAAAGUUUCGAAUUGAUGACAGCCUUAUGUAGAAUUGCUCUGCAGCAAAUGAUGUUAGCCAGCCCUCGAUUGAAGGCAUAUAGGGGAUUACACAACACGGGCAGCCAUAAACACGUCAUCAUUUGCAAUGAGGCAAAUAGGCACGAUUCUCAUACUUGCAAUGGCUGUUGAUGAUAAUGCUUCCGAUGGUAGGCAUUGAAAUGGCCACGUAAAUAAGUUAACGCCCGAAACAGCAACCAAUGGAAUUCUCUCCCCCCCAAACGCCCAUUUAAAGAGGAGGCGAUCGUUGUUGUUUUGCGAUAAUUGCAGCAACGAAGUUAGGCAAACCCAAACUUAAGUUGACCCCAUAGACACCGCAAACUACACAACAUGGACCACAACCACAGCAAUCUGCAGUUAUUCGCCCAACAUCAGCGACAGCAUACGCUACCACCGCAGCCCCAGACACUGUCAUCCUCUUUGGCCGUUGACUGUGCCGAAUGGCUGAACUAUUCAGACUGUAACAAUCUCACAUUAAGCAUGGGCAAAAAUCGUUUCGGCACUGCGGCAAACGAGAGCUACAACACCACCCUGCCACCUGAUAAUCUCCUCGAGAUUGGCCUGGAAGCCGAAUGGCCUCUUGAAAGAGUUGUGUCCACUAUAGUGCCUGUGUUCUUUGGUAUUAUUGGAUUUGCCGGCCUGCUAGGCAAUGCCCUGGUCAUUAUAGUUGUUGUGGCCAAUCAACAAAUGAGAUCUACCACGAAUCUGCUUAUCAUCAAUUUGGCCGUAUCUGAUAUACUCUUCGUUAUAUUCUGUGUACCGUUUACGGCCACGGACUAUGUAUUGCCAGAGUGGCCCUUUGGGAAUCUGUGGUGCAAAUUCGUGCAGUACAUGAUUGUGGUGACGUGUCACUGCAGUGUGUACACGCUGGUGCUAAUGUCAUUCGAUCGAUUUUUGGCUGUGGUACAUCCGGUGACGAGUAUGUCACUGCGUACGGAAAGAAAUGCAACAUUAGCAAUCAUAUUGGCUUGGAUUCUUAUACUGACGACGGCGAUACCAGUCGCCUUGGCACAUUCGGUGAGAAUCUACAAUUACAAUGGCCACAACUACACAGCGUGUGUCUUCUCUUCCGACAAAGAAGUCUGGAGUUUAUUAGGAUUUCAGCUCUCAUUCUUCCUGUCAUCGUACGUGGCCCCAUUGACAUUAAUAUGUUUCCUGUACAUGGGCAUGUUGGCACGUCUCUGGAAAAGUGCGCCUGGCUGCAAACCAUCUGCCGAGUCACGCAAAGGAAAACGACGUGUCACACGCAUGGUUGUUGUUGUCGUCCUGGCCUUUGCCAUAUGUUGGCUACCCAUACAUGUCAUUCUGGUGCUCAAGGCCCUAAACCUUUAUGGCACAUCAAAUGUGACCGUAAUCAUACAGAUUAUUGCACAUGUUCUGGCCUAUACAAAUUCCUGCAUAAAUCCCAUACUCUAUGCCUUUUUGUCGGAUAACUUCCGCAAGGCCUUUAGAAAGAUUGUGUGGUGCUGCAGUCCACCACCCAUCAUAACAAAUCAGCAGAUUACGAAAACGACGCGCACCGCCACCGGAAAUGGCACGUCCAAUAUCGAUAUGCUGUAGAUGGAGGACACCAGCAAUUGUCUGUUAGUUGUAGCAGUAGUUGUAGUAGCAGUAGUUGUGCUUGUGGUAGAACAAGUGCCACCACCACAUCACCAAAACUACCAACAUCACCACAAUUACUACCACUACCACACGUUUUAAUAGCUGUGGCUAUGGUAGUUGUAACAGUAAAACCGGAACAAGUUACUUAGAUCCUCUAUUGCAAAUAUAACAUCCAUUGUCCAUGGAAAAUUGUCAUUUAUUGCCGUUCCGAUAAAAUCUUCUGCAUACCAGUGCAUAAAGAAGAUAGAAGCAGCUCGUAAUUGGACCUCCAACUGCAAAAGACCCCAUACAGUUUACUCGAAUGCAUGCACACAGUGAUUUAUGACAAACAUUGAAAUCCAUGGCACCAAGUAAAAACAAUAGAAAUUCACUUCUAAUUGGCAAAACAAUUGAGAGAAAAUUAAAUUUUAUAUUGAAUUUUAAAUUCACAAUUGAAACUAAACCCAAAAGAAUACAACAAACAUUCAUAAAUCUUAGAGAAACUACAAGUGUUAUUUUUGUGUUUUUUAUUUCUCUCUCCUUGUUUUAUUUUUGUCACAAGGAUUUUCUAGAACAGUUCAAUGUAACUCAAUCGUAAUAAUAAAAUUAAAAUCCAGAGAAAGAACAACAUUUACACUAAAAAGAAUUGUAAUUAAUUGUAUAUUGUAAUAGCAAAAUCUAAGAAAAAUUACAACCAAUUCAUCAGGGAUAAGAGAAUUACAAAUUCCAUUAUCCUUGCUCCUUGGGAUUGAAGAAAUUUUACACACAACACCACUAAGACAAAACAACGCAACAAAUAUGAAAUAUGAAAAUACUAUGACUACAAAUUAAGGCAAACAUAUUUACAUGAAACCUUCAUACUUGUAUUUUUAAGACACUAAAACCCUCCUCCUCCUCCUCCUCCUAGUUCUCCCCCCACCCCCAAACAAACUAAAAACACACACACAAAACAAAGUAGUUAAAUUUUUGAUACAAUUGUAUAUAGAAAAUUAAAUUAAAAAUCAUUUAAGACAUGUUGACAAGUUGAAA
Messenger RNA from Stomoxys calcitrans (stable fly), 2740 nucleotides. It is a transcript of the gene AstA-R1, whose product is annotated as allatostatin-A receptor. NCBI's taxonomy places the organism in Eukaryota, Metazoa, Arthropoda, Insecta, Diptera, Muscidae. The transcript is spliced from 9 exons. Gene Ontology annotation, cellular component: membrane. The record is from RefSeq and is a predicted model, not a curated record. Gene Ontology annotation, molecular function: G protein-coupled receptor activity. Bases 461 to 1690 code for a protein of 409 amino acids. Gene Ontology annotation, biological process: G protein-coupled receptor signaling pathway.